AUGUUAUUGCCAGCAGCAGAUGAUGUCGACGUGGACCGCUCUCCUUUAAAAAAAAUGUCGAAGGCACCUACUGUGAGUGAAUUGGUUGGAGAUUCAAACAUUAUCUUCAAAACGGCAACAGCAUCAUGCUCCUCUGUAGAUUCGCCCCGACCUGACUUCAAUACUGAUGUGCUAUGGAAACCAAUCCGUCUCUCACAGAAGCAACGUACUAUCUCGACUGAUUCAAGUGAUUCGGAAGGAAUCAUGUCCUCGACGGAGAGACGUCUAAGCUCCACUCCUGUGGAUGUUCCGCAACCUCGUCGACUCAGUAUCACCGAGAUGAUCUUUGGAUCAACAGCAGGAGGAUUCAGCUGGGGACAAAGUAAUCUACAGGGAUCACAUUUGGAUGAGAGAAGGGCGUCGGUUACUGAUGAUGAAAGGUUCAAAGAGUUGAUGAAGCAUCAGAACAAAAUCCUUGGUGACGAUGGCAUCUGCAGUUUCAAGAAACGUGACUACAUGAAGUAA
Necator americanus (New World hookworm) is the source of this 504-nucleotide messenger RNA. RefSeq lists its product as uncharacterized. The record is from RefSeq and is a predicted model, not a curated record. Bases 1 to 504 code for a protein of 167 amino acids. The transcript has 6 exons. NCBI's taxonomy places the organism in Eukaryota, Metazoa, Nematoda, Chromadorea, Rhabditida, Ancylostomatidae.